Messenger RNA from Hydra vulgaris (swiftwater hydra), 2278 nucleotides. RefSeq lists its product as uncharacterized. Gene Ontology annotation, molecular function: toxin activity. The record is from RefSeq and is a predicted model, not a curated record. Lineage: Eukaryota; Metazoa; Cnidaria; Hydrozoa; Anthoathecata; Hydridae.
UUGAUUUAUAUUUUAUGAAAAAAUUAUAAUACAGAUGGAAUUUCGGUUAUACAUAGUUGUCUCUUGCUGGUUCGUCAUCUAUACUUCACACGCAAAAGAAGAAUCAAAUAUUUCAUCUGAAAAGUUUGCCGAUGCAAUAAUUGAGAAGUCUGAUUCAUUAAAUCCAAAAGGAGGAUCAAAGUAUGAAAAAAAGAAGGAAAGUUUCAAAGCAAGUGCUGGAAAAGCAAAGGAAGCUAUAAAAGCGUUUGGAAAAAAUGACGAAAUUGCAGAAAGUAUAAGCGGAGUUGGAGAAGGUUUAACUCAACUUGUUGGUGGCAUAAGUAGUGGAAGUUGGCAAGAUAUGCUUCUUGGUGGCCUCAGUAUUGUCGGAACAUUAGCUAGUUUAGCAGGCCCAAUGGGAGCUGCAAUUUCAACUAUACUAAGUCUUGUUUCAAUGAUAUUUGGAUUAUUUGGGGGAUCUCAAGAAGCAGAAGAAAGUCAUGAAGAAAUGUUAAAACGAGUAAUUGAUGAUGCCCUAAAUCGUGCUCGCGCAGAUGAAUUAAGAGCUGAAGCAGAAGGUUUGAAGAAGGCAAUUAGCUCCAUUCGAAAUUCAAUCAAUCAAUUUCGAGAAGAAAAUUCUAUUACAGAAAAUCAAGCAACUGAGCUUUAUAACCAAGCUUUUAGGGGUCUAAAUUUUUUCGGACUACUGAAGUUUCAAAUCGAUAAAUAUUGUGAUUGCGCUGUUGAAAAUCCAAGUGACGAAGAAAAAAUUAGAAAAGCAAAAGAAAGUUCUGAUCGAUGUUUGGAAUUUCUUAAUCUUUAUGCUGAAUUGUCAAUACUUCGACAACUAUUAAUAGCAGAUAUGGCAAGUCUUGUUGGUUCAGUUGGAUUGAAUAGUACAGCUAUAAAUCUGUUAUCGCUUACAGAAAAAGAAAAGAUAUCAGAUAAAGAAAUAAUACUUUUUUUGUUGGACCCACUUAAUAAUAUAAAUCAAAGAUUUUGUAUUGCUCAGUAUUUUGGUGUGCCUGAUAAAUACCCAACUCUCCAAGCUUAUCUGGCUAGCUUGACUGAAUUAUCUACUGGUGAAAUUGCUAGUAAACAAGUUGUGAUUUGUUCUCAAAAACUAUUACUGGGUUUAUGUUACAAACUUGAACCAAAGAAUUAUUACCAGAAAGAUUUACUUGGUUGGGCUAGUGCCAUCAGGUCUAUAUAUGUCUCAGAUGGUCUGGUUGCAUAUGGCUAUAGUUCUGAUCAACUUAAAGGUGCUUCAUAUGGGCCGUUUCCAGGAGCAACAGUAAUUGGACUUACACCUGGUGAUUGGAAAUCUAUUAAAAUUAGUCCACUCACAGAAAAAAAGAAGUAUGUUAGAGUUUGUGAAAAUGAAAAACUGAGUCAGGAUGGAAGAUGUGAUGAGCUUGCUGUAAAUGAUUAUCCUGAUUUGAAAAUAGUCAGUGGAACAGAUGGAGAUGUAAUGACUGAGUCAAACAAUCGAUGUAAAUUUCCUUUUAAGUUUGAAGGUAAAUUACAUAAUAAAUGCUUGAAGGAUGGUGAUAAAUAUUGGUGUGCAACAGAUCUGAAAAGCGAUUUGACUUAUAAUAGUUGGGAUAAUUGUGUUUUUCCACAAACAUGGUCAGGGAAAAUUCUUUCCAUAUCAAUUCCUGAAAAUGUUAAAGUUUGGCUUUAUACAGAAGAAGAUUAUAGAGGAACUGCUUAUGGUCCAUUUUAUGGUGCUAACACCAUUGAUAGAUUAUGUGGUGCAGCUUCAACAAAAUCCAUGAAAAUAUCUAACGAUGACAUGAAAUCUUCAGAGAUGGUAAAGAUUUGUCGUGGUGCAUCUUUCACUGCAAUGUGUGAUUUUAUUGAAACUAAUGAUUACCCUCGACUCGUAAUUCAUGGAUGUAUUUACACUGAAGAGGCAAACAAAAUUAAAAGUAUGCGUGUUCCUGGUGGACUUGCUGUAUAUAUGUGGACCGGUGAAAACUAUCAGGGAACACCUUUAGGACCUUACAUCGGACCAGUUUCUUUACCAGUUGUCGAUAGUGGUCAGCCAUCUGUUGAAAACAGUAUAUCUCAAAUUAGGUCCUUGAAGAUUGUAAAAUACAAUCCUGUUGCUUUUGAUUCUGUGAAAAGAAAAUUUUCUAAAAAAAAAUCUAAAAAUCAUAAUGAUUAAUAAAAUAAAUAAUCAUUAAUAACGAAUCGAAUGAAAACAUUAACAAGAAUAACAGAUAUGUCAAAUGAUGUAUCUCGAAAAAACGAUUAUUUGUAAGCUUAUUUAAUCAUUUAAUAAAAUGCAAUAUGA